AUGUUCGCUUUUAGCCUGAAUGUAUUCUUAAAGUAUUAUUCUUUCAAAUCUGAUUUCAAAUCGGUUCCCAAGUUCGAAGAGGUUGACGACACAAACUUCAUCUCGAAAGACCCGCGAAUCAUUGACGACAUCGAAACGAAGGCGGCCCAGGUUCUCGGACGUUUCGACUUGGUGGUCAACGCGCAGAAGACGGAGAGACACAAGAUAGACAAGGAAAGAAAUGAUCAAAUCAAGAUCCUCGGCUCCUUCACUGAUAUCAUGAAAGAGAUGAAGAACAGAAAACAAAUGGCACAAGCCGCUUUCUCGCAUCACCACCACGUGCUGACAAAUGAAAAGCUCGCUGCGAGCACAAGAAUCCGAGCCUUCAACGUGUACGUGAAGCCGGUCCUACUGUACAAUUGCCAAACAUGGGACCUCGGUGAGGCAGAUCGCGACGCGCUGGACGCCUGCCACAGAAGGCUCCUGCGGAGAGUGCUACGUGUUUUCUACCCAGCAAAGCUGCCUAACGACGAAGUGUAUCGUCGCGCGGGUGUGGAGAAAGUGUCGACAGAGGUGGACCGGCAAAGAUGGGCUUUCGUCGGGCAUACCCUGCGACACGGGGGCCCCGCCCGCGCGGCGAUGGAGAUGUACGAGGAAACUGCCAAGGGCAAGAAGAGACGAAGGGGGCAGCCCGCGCACAACAUCGCGCAGACCGUCUCGAAAGACAUGGCGCAGAAAAACUGCACAGCGAAGGACGCCCAGGACCGGGCACUCUGGAGGCAGGCCAAAAAAGAAGAGCCACGAAGAUCCAGCCGUAGCAGAAAGGGCCAAAGGCAGAAAGAUCCCAACUUCAUGUACUAA
Rhopilema esculentum is the source of this 840-nucleotide messenger RNA. The record is from RefSeq and is a predicted model, not a curated record. Lineage: Eukaryota; Metazoa; Cnidaria; Scyphozoa; Rhizostomeae; Rhizostomatidae.